This is a messenger RNA of Rhincodon typus (whale shark), 2849 nucleotides long. RefSeq names its product WASP family member 2 (gene wasf2). Gene Ontology annotation, molecular function: actin binding; Arp2/3 complex binding; protein kinase A regulatory subunit binding. Gene Ontology annotation, biological process: positive regulation of Arp2/3 complex-mediated actin nucleation; actin cytoskeleton organization. The transcript has 8 exons. The record is from RefSeq and is a predicted model, not a curated record. Lineage: Eukaryota; Metazoa; Chordata; Chondrichthyes; Orectolobiformes; Rhincodontidae. Bases 31 to 1536 code for a protein of 501 amino acids. Gene Ontology annotation, cellular component: SCAR complex; cytoskeleton.
GUCUUAUUUUGCAUUAGCUCAUGAACCACAAUGCCUUUAGUAACAAGGAACAUUGAACCGAGGUAUCUGUGCCGCCAGCCUCUGCCUAAUAAUGUUCAAAGUGAAUUGGAAUGCGUGACAAAUAUCACACUUGCAAAUGUCAUCAGACAACUUGGCAGCUUGAGUAAAUAUGCUGAGGAUAUCUUUGGUGAGCUAUUUAGAGAAGCAGGUAGUUUUGCUAUUAGAGUAAACAGCCUUGGAGAGCGGAUUGACCGUUUGCAGGUUAAAGUAACCCAACUUGAUCCCAAAGUUGAAGAUGUUUCACUGCAAGCUAUCAACCUGAGGAAAGCUUUCAAAAGCUCCACGAAGCAGGAUCAGCAGUUGUUCUGCCGGUCAUCUCUGCCUAUUCCUAUUGAUGAUACAUACAAUAUGUGUGACAAGCCUCCACCCCUUCAUAUCCUAACUCCAUACAGAGAGGAUGGAAAAGACAGUCUUAAGUUUUACACUGAUCCUUCCUAUUUCUUUGAUCUCUGGAAAGAAAAAAUGCUGCAAGAUACCAAGGAAAUAAUGAAGGAAAAGAGGAAACACCGGAAAGAAAAAAGGGAUGUUUCAAAUAGAGGAAAUUUGAAUCCACGGAAAAUUAGGACCAGAAAGGAAGAAUGGGAGAGGUUGAAAAUGGGCAAGGAAUUUGUGGAAGUGAAGUCUGCUGCAGAAGAAACUGGACCUAACAGCAAUGAGAUCUACCCUAAUGGAAGUAUAGGUUCAGAUGGAAAUGAAGAACUUGUUUAUAGAACUCAUGGAAAUUAUCGUGAUUCAAUCAUUCCACCACCUCCAGCAUCACCAGGGACUGAUUUACCUCCACCACCACCUGAUUUUGGCUAUGCCAUGGAUAUGCAGAAGGAUUCUUCAAGCCAUAAAAGGAUUAGCUUUGGCAGCCCAACUAUUCCUCCUCCAGCACCACCCCCUGGCCCACCUUUAGGAGUUGGAACUGCUGCUCCUCCAGCCCCUCCUCCACCGCCACCAUUCAUGGCACCCGAGGGACACUUGCCUCCUGCUGUCCCACCUCCACCCCCUCCCUCAAUGCCUCCAAUGCAGUUUAAUCAGAAUUUCCAUGGUGUUGAUGCCCCAUCUAUGCCGCCUCCUCCACCUCCAACUGAUCAGUUCCCUGCUGCUCCUGUUCCAUUUGUAUCCUCCUCCUCUGGAGCAGCUGGCCCUCCUCCACCCCCUCCCCCUCCACCACCACCUGGUCCUCCUCCGACUGGUCCUCCUCCACCUGCAGACUCAUCAACAUUAUCCUUUAGCAAUGGCCCACCGCCACCUCCAUCAUUGGAGCCAAAACCCAAAGCGUCUUUGCCACCAGUGAGUGAUGCUAGGACCGACUUGCUAUCAGCUAUUCGGCAAGGCUUCCAGCUUCGCAAAGUUGAAGAACAGCGUGAACAAGAGGAAAAGCGGGAUCGGGUUGGAAAUGAUGUGGCCACUAUCUUGUCUAGACGUAUAGCAGUUGAAUAUAGUGAUUCAGAAGAAUCAGAGUUUGAUGAUGAAGAAUGGUCUGACUGAGCUGGACUAUGCUGACACAUGAAUCACCAGCUGCCAGUGGUCUUCUGUUUGAAAAACCAAACUUUUUCCAACAUUGCCUUCACACAGAUGUUGUAUUCUAAUGUAUUAUUUGCACAGAUUGUGAAUCUGUGUUGGGAAAAUGUCAGACAAGAGAACACUUGGCAUUAUUAAGGAAGGCUUAUAAUAUAUUAAGUGCCACAUUUACAAAGCAGUAAAAUAGACUUGUCCCUGUAGGGUGGUUCAUAUGCACUGCAUGUAGAUGCAUUUUUCCUCAUUGUUGACAUGUGCUAAAAGCCACUGGAUUACUAAAAUGAAAAUAGCUUGCUGCCUUAUAUCAGACUGUAAUUGCAGUGCGCAUCAGCCAACAAGUGAAAUUAUAUUUAUCGGCCAAUAUUUUUUCUAUAUAAAUUAUAGUAUUCUACCUUUUAAUCAAAUAGUGUAGUUAGAAUGAUGAAAUUUUAUAAUCUGCUGCACUUCACUAAAAAAAUAUAGAAGCAGUAAAGUUUAGAGUCCAUAUACGUUUGCUAGUGCUAAUUGGGUUUAUAUCUUUUAAAAUGCUCCUAUUGACUUAAAUCAUGCCAAUGUGUCUUGUGUGUAAUUAACAUUGUCACCAAAGUGCUUUAUUGAACAGUUUUAAAGGGAACAUAUGUAAAUCUCUCUAGUAGGAAUCUUCAAGCCUUAAUGAUUUUCUUUUUUAACAUGACAACAUGAUCCUAAAAUAAAUAAACUUGUUUGUAUUAAUUACCUACAGUCCACACUGGUAAUUGUCCACAAAGAAGCCAAUAAUGAUAGACCAAAAAUGGCAGUCAGCCUAUGAGGGAAUUGUAAUUUCAUCUUUGCUUUGUUUAUAUCGUUUGUAAGUGUUUCUGCAUUUUGCUUAUGCAAUCUUCAGUGAAUGGAUGUGAGGGGAAAACUUCACUGACCAACUAUGCAAAUUUAGUGCUGCUUAAAACUAACAAUAUUAUGUACAAUAACGUAAUUAAGUGUUCAAAAUUAUCUUGAUUUAAACUUAACAGAUUAUUUUUCAGUGUUUUUCUGAUAAAUUUUACAAUCCUACAUCAUAGGGUAUUUGGGUUAAUGAUUUUUUAUCACUUCCUCCCCUAUUUGUUCUUAUCUCCCUGAGGUGGGCAAUUUAAUUUGAUACCUGGAGUAACUCCCAGUAAUUUCUAUAGAAUUUUUCAAGACCAAACAGCAGAAAUGCUCACAGGAAUGUAUUUAAUUAGAACUGUUUGCUACUAUGGAUCAUGUGCAAAGUUUGCUAUGGGCUUCCUGAAGACUGUUAAAAUAAAUGAUGACCAAACUAUUGUACUUAA